Cuscuta campestris is the source of this 1462-nucleotide messenger RNA. Lineage: Eukaryota; Viridiplantae; Streptophyta; Magnoliopsida; Solanales; Convolvulaceae. The record is from the annotation of a GenBank genome assembly.
CGCACUCCUCCCCUUCCCCUCCCCUCUCCUCUUUGUUUUGUUUUUGUUUUGUUUCAGAUCCAUUCAUCAUCGCCAUUACGCAUACAGACAACACCCACUCUGCAUCACAUCACAUGUCCCUUCCUCCCCUCUUCCCUCCUGUAGUUACUUGACCAAGUGAAAUAGGCACCUCCCUCCCUCCCUCCAUUCUUAAUUUAGGAAGCAAGGUAUCAAUUGAACAUCAUCAUCAUUCUAACCUUGUCUUUUUCCCAUUUUGAGAUCUAUUAGAGAUUUGCCUCUUCCCCAACCCCACUCUGCAUUUGUUCUCGAGCGGAUCUCUCCUCCAAAUAGAACAUGGAAUCCGAUAAGAAAGCUUCCGCCGUGUCGGACGUCGGAGCAUGGGCGAUGAACGUCGUCAGCUCAGUCGGAAUCAUCCUCGCCAACAAGCAGCUCAUGUCCAACCACGGCUACUCUUUCAGCUUUGCAACGACGUUGACUGGAUUCCAUUUUGCUGUGACUGCACUUGUUGGGAUGAUUUCAAAUGCUACUGGGCUCUCUGCAUCAAAGCAUAUUCCUUUGUGGGAGCUUAUUUGGUUUUCAAUUGUUGCAAAUAUGUCUAUUACAGGGAUGAACUUCAGUCUCAUGCUAAAUUCAGUUGGAUUUUAUCAGAUUUCAAAAUUGAGUAUGAUUCCGGUGGUAUGUGUGAUGGAAUGGAUCAUUCAUAGUAAGCAUUACAGCAGGGAGGUUAAAAUGGCUGUUGUGGUGGUUGUCAUUGGAGUGGGGGUUUGCACUGUGACUGAUGUCAAAAUUAAUGCCAAAGGUUUUAUUUGUGCAUGUGUAGCAGUGUUUUCUACCUCAUUGCAACAAAUUUCCAUAGGUUCCUUGCAAAAGAAGUAUUCAGUUGGAUCUUUUGAGUUAUUGAGCAGAACAGCUCCAAUUCAAGCUGCGUCUCUCCUUGUGCUGGGUCCUUUUGUUGACUAUUUUCUUUCUGGAAACUUAAUACUAGACUACAAGUAUUCUUCUGGCGCAAUUUUCUUUAUACUGCUUUCAUGUUCUCUCGCCGUGUUCUGCAACAUUAGCCAAUACCUGUGCAUUGGGAGGUUCUCGGCAGUUUCGUUCCAGGUGUUAGGGCACAUGAAGACGGUUUGUGUACUCACUUUGGGGUGGCUGCUCUUUGAUUCGGAGCUGACUAUGAAGAAUAUCAUGGGAAUGCUGACUGCAGUGGUUGGAAUGGUGAUAUAUAGCUGGGCUGUGGAGCUUGAGAAGGCUGCCAAUGCAACAACAAAGAUCACUCCUGCCUCAAAGCACAGCUUGACAGAAGAGGAACUAAGAUUACUCAAGGAGGGAGUGGAAAACACUCCCAUUAAGGAUAUAGAUCUUGGUGAUUCAAAGGUGUGAUACUUCAAACCCACUUUGACCAUUUAUUUGAGCUAAUACACCUGGACAUAUGCGGACCCUAUCACACUAAAACUUACAAUGGAUU